GACGGUGCCAAAUGACGCACUUUCUGACCUGCGCGAGAUCAAAAAAUGCGACAUGAUUUUCUGUUGCUUUACCGAACGCGCCGCUCACCUGGCCUACCUUGACUUAAAAACUUAAACGCCUCGCCAACACAUGAACUAGAUAAUCUUGUAAUAUCACAACAUCACGUAUCAAGAUUGAUAUUUUGGACAAAGGACAAUGUCAACCAAAGAAAAGCGCGCAGAAAUCCUCAAAGCAUAUUUCGACAAGCCGAGCGUCAACCCCGCGCCCAUAAUCACAUCUCUAAAUGGCGACAACUCGUGGAUGUUCUCCAUUCCAGUGCCAACAAGGCACCGGAAACCCAACACAUCUCCUUAUUACCACAUAGUGUCGGAUCCGUGGCUGACGGGUCCACCAACCACCGGCUUCAUCGCAUGGCUCAUAUCUUUUGGCCACGUCAGCCCACCGGCCGCGUCGUCGGGAGCCGACGUUGAGGUCAUUUGCGCCGAGAUCGACGCCGCAGCAGGCUUCAGUCCAGCCGCCUCAGAUCAGAAGAAAUCUCGCAUCGGCGCCAUCAUCCUGGGCUACAAUACUCCUGAUCACGUCAGCACUCGGUCGCUCGCCACAUUUGACCCGACGAUCCCCGUGCUGGCCGUGCCGGGCACCGACAAGACGAUCAAGGCCAUGGCGCAUUUCGACACGGUCGUGACGCGAGCACAGAUGGCUGAAGAGAUACGGGACUGGCGGGGCUGCAUCGACAAACAAAACCCGACGCAGCUGUUACCGCCGUGGAUUUGGACCUUUGGCGCCAAGGGCGACAACUCCCUCAUGUCUGUCGGGGUGGUCGCCUGGGAGACGGAAGCGUCUGCAGACGCCUGCGACGCCAUCCUCGACGGGCCGCACGGCAUCCGCACCGGCAGCGCGGGCGCGCAGGCCCUGGGGCAGGCCAGCCCGCCGCUAAGGUUCCUGGCCAUGCUGCACCCGACCAAGGAGAGCUACACGCUGUGGUUUAGGAACAUACACGGCGGCGCGAGCGGCGCGGAGCUCGCGGCGCUCAUCAGGGCCAGGGUUUGGAUCCCGACGCACGACUCCAUGUAUACCUACAGCGGCCCCGUCGGCCGUCUCGUGUUCGAGUCCCUGGGUGACGAGGGUAAGCUCGCGGGGGACGGGACGGAUGGGAGGCCCGAGAUUGUGCACGUGGGCAACGGGUUGAGCUACCCGCUGGAUACCAGGGCGACGUGAAGAGACAGACAGGGAGAUGGAGAGAGGUCAUAAAUGGAUUUUUUGGGGUCUGUGUGGUCUUGGUCUUUCUUUUUUUUUUCCCUUUCUGCACAGAUACCUCGUGUCUCCUUCCUCUUUUGGUUUGGCCAACUUGGCAAGCCUUGUCAACCGUGUUGCGGUUUGACAGUUUCAACUGCCGAAACGAACUCAUUUGAGAGGCCCAAAUUCGAACAAACGUGCGCCGCCCUGUAUUUGCACCCACAGACAAAAGUCGAACCAUUUUCAACCUAUCAAAAGCGCACAGAAGACAAAAAGACUGUGAGGUUGGUUGGGCAAUAGUAAAGCCCGUUCCCCUGCCAGAAUCGUGUGUCAAAAAUGGAAAGACAUGUCCAAGAGGCGAAAAGGCUGAGCAAACCCGGGGAAAAUGCUCCUCUCCUCUUCCCCAAAGUCAAUUCAAUUUGCCAUUUGCUGCCAGGUUUGGAUCAGAUGAUGCCAAUAAUUUUGGUGAGCGCCUGGUGGUCCCGCCACUUGAAUCCUUCCAUCCACCUACAGUAGAUGCCUGCUUAGGGGAUUCUACAUACCUUGCUUGGCCGUCUAUGAACUUCAGCUUCCUCAUUUGCAGGAUUCUUCUCUUUUUUAGCGACGGCGGCAAAGAAAAAAAAAUCCCAGCAAUACGCCGACAAAGCCAGGGAUUUUUAUUACAACGAGGGAUUCCCAAUCGGCGCUCGAACUGAAACGAGACGGAUUCGCUUUGCACGUGAGCGGAUGCCUGGGAAAUACGAGAGUUUUGCGCUUGACUGAUUGGACAACCGGCG
Messenger RNA from Pyricularia oryzae 70-15, 2013 nucleotides. RefSeq lists its product as uncharacterized. The transcript has a single exon. The record is from RefSeq and is a predicted model, not a curated record. Bases 197 to 1219 code for a protein of 340 amino acids. NCBI's taxonomy places the organism in Eukaryota, Fungi, Ascomycota, Sordariomycetes, Magnaporthales, Pyriculariaceae.